UAUACAAAAAGUAACAAACCCAUUCACGCAACCUCAAAUUACACAAAGAAACUAUUGUUCUAAGUUUCACCAGUAAAUUUUGCUUCACUUGCAAGAUUCCAACUCACCCCGUUAUGAUGGGUAUCUCACAUUUUCUUGCAAUACCUUACCCAAUCCUAGGGCACAUGAACCCCCUUCUUCAGUUCUCCCAGGUUUUGGCCAAAUAUGGCUGCAAAAUCACCCUCUUGAGUUCAGAUGAGAACUACGAAAAACUGAAGAGUGCAAGUGGUGGUGGGAAUGACAAAGUCAUCAUGGACUCACACAUAAAGUUGGUGUCUCUCCCUGAUGGUGUGGACCCUGAAGAUGACAGAAAGGACCAGGCCAAGGUUAUUUCCACCACCAUAAACACCAUGCGUGCUAAGCUUCCCAAGCUCAUAGAAGAUGUGAAUGAUGCUGAGGACAGUGACAACAAGAUUUCUUGUAUUAUCGUCACUAAGAAUAUGGGGUGGGCCUUGGAAGUUGGACACCAACUGGGAAUUAAAGGGGCUCUAUUCUGGCCAGCCUCAGCUACUUCUUUGGCAUCCUUUAAUUCCAUUCAGAGGCUUAUUGAUGAGGGUGCCAUAGAUUCCAAAAAUGGACUCCCAACCCGAAAGCAGGAAAUUCAGCUUUCCUCUAAUUUGCCUAUGAUGGAGGCAGCUGCCAUGCCAUGGUACUGCUUGGAUAAUGCCUUCUUCUUCCUUCACAUGAAGCAAGAAAUGCAAAACCUGAAUUUAGCUGAAAGGUGGCUUUGUAACACCACUUUUGAUCUUGAAGCUGGAGCAUUCUCCACAUCACAAAAGCUCCUACCAAUUGGUCCAUUGAUGGCAAAUGAGCACAACAUAAUAUCAAUAUUGCAAGAAGACAGAACCUGCCUAGAGUGGUUGGAUCAGCAACCACCUCAAUCUGUCAUAUAUGCUUCAUUUGGCAGCAUGGUGUCAACGAAACCAAACCAAUUCAAUGAGUUAGCCCUUGGACUUGAUCUCCUCAAAAGGCCUUUUCUUUGGGUUGUGCGUGAAGACAAUGGUUACAACAUUGCAUACCCAGAUGAAUUUCGGGGAAGUCAAGGUAAAAUUGUUGGUUGGGCCCCACAGAAGAAGAUUUUGGAACACCCUGCCAUAGCAUGUUUCAUUAGCCAUUGUGGCUGGAACUCAACCAUUGAAGGUUUAUAUAAUGGGGUGCCCUUCUUGUGCUGGCCAUUCUGCAGUGACCAGCUUAUGAACAAGAUAUAUAUUUGUGAUGUGUGGAAGGUUGGACUUGAAUUUCACAGGGAUGAAAAUGGGAUAAUAUUAAGGGAAGAGAUUAAAAAGAAGGUGGAGCAACUACUUGGUGAUGAAGAAAUAAAAGGAAGGGCUUCCAAGUUAAUGGAAAAGGUCAUCAAGAACAAAGCACAAGGUGAUCAGAAUCUCAUCAAGUUUAUCAAUUGGGCCAAGGAAUAAGAAUGCUCUUAAUUAAUGUCUUGUUUUAUGCUUCAAUAAAAUAAUUAAUGGAAUUAAACGUCUUGCUUUAAUAUUUAACAACUAAGUUUAUACUCCUAUAAAAGAAUGAAAAAUAGAGAAAAUGAAAUCAGAAUGAAAGAAAAAUAAAAAAGGGUGGAAAUUAGGGUGGUGUUUUGUUAACUGUUAUAUAUUAAAAACAAAAGUUUAGUACCAUGUAUGUGUUCUUAUUUCUUUUUCUUGCAUAACGAUGCUUUUGUUUUAAUUUUUAAAUCCA
Messenger RNA from Glycine soja, 1728 nucleotides. RefSeq names its product UDP-glycosyltransferase 83A1-like. NCBI's taxonomy places the organism in Eukaryota, Viridiplantae, Streptophyta, Magnoliopsida, Fabales, Fabaceae. The transcript has 2 exons. Gene Ontology annotation, molecular function: UDP-glycosyltransferase activity. The record is from RefSeq and is a predicted model, not a curated record. Bases 114 to 1454 code for a protein of 446 amino acids.